Molecule: messenger RNA, 8778 nt
Organism: Rattus norvegicus (Norway rat)
Lineage: Eukaryota; Metazoa; Chordata; Mammalia; Rodentia; Muridae
Source: RefSeq, a predicted model, not a curated record
UUAAUUGGGUCCUGCCGUUGUCACACAUCUUUAAACUCUUUGAGAGCCAUCUCAAUGAAAUAAAACUUAAGAGCGCGUUUUGUUUCGGACCUUUGUGACUUGACCCUUCUUGCUUCAAAACUAUGCUUAUAUACAGAUAACUCGCCAGUUCCUAAUCCAGCGUGAUCGUGGCCUCAGAAUGCCCAAAAAUACAAGUCUGGACCUUGUUUCCAUCCUUGUAAGUUUUGGAUGUAUCUGAAGCGACUCUGAAAAAUUUACACCGUGAGCAGUACUCUAGUCAGCUCUUUAAUUUUGGUUACAAAAGUUCUUACUGUGUUCCAGCCUUUUCUCAUUAUCUCAUUUUGAGAUACUAACUCUGCUUUUGACCUUGGCUAAAUCCCAUUAAUUUUUUUAGAAUGUCACUUUGUCACAGAGGCCAGCCACCUCACACCUACCUUCACAGUUUCACUUAGGUCUCUCUUAUGUGGAGUUAGAUAUAUUUCUUUUUAUGGCCAUCACCUCAGUUGCCCUUGUACAUAUCUAUACUAAGGCCAUUUUUUAAAAAUGCCUGGCCUCCCAAGAGACGAAGCUCUGCCCAGGGGAACUAGUGUGCCUAAUGCCUCAUGUGAUUGAGUCAGUAACAGUUUGUUAAUGCGUGAUUUAUUUCACCUCUGAAACUUUAAUGCUUUGAUCAAAUCCUUUAAAUUUACAUCGUCUCUCCCCCAGCCCCCAAGUACAUGUGUACACACACACCAGCUCUCUUCUGGCUGUAGCUAGAAGCUAAAUGGCUUUUUUGCCCUCUUCCAGUUCCUUUCAGAUCAAAAACAAAAAUAAAAAACCCCCAUCCCACUGUGAACUCCAAGCUGUUACUUCAGCUGCUCUUCUUGGUACCUUUCCAUUCUUACUCCUUUGUUCUAGCACUUCUCUGCCCAACCUAAGGAAUGGCAUUUCCCCACAGCCUGCUGGUUACAGGAGGAGGGGACUGCAGCCUUGGAGUGUUGCCAAUGCAUCGUUUUGGGAAGCACACACCUGCUAUUCAUGUCUCAGUGCCAGACACCUUCUCACGCCUCCCCCAGCCCAUCCCAACUUUGACUGACUAAGGAGUUGUCUUCUCUGUCAACUCACUUUCGCAUCUCUGGGCACUGGGCACCACUCUCCAGCUAGAGGCAGGGGAAUGUGCUGUACCUUCUGGUCACUGCUCUCCUGGAUCUUCCUUGCUUGCUGCACAGUUUUCUGUUCACGUCAUCUCCAAAGGACAGUAUAUUGUUUUCCUGCUGUGCGUGUGUGCGUGUGCGUGUGUGUGUAUUUUUUGUUUUGUUUUGUUUUCCUCUUUACUUUCCAGCAAAACCUCGGGUUAUUUAUCACCCUUUCUUCCUUGGGUAGUCAAGGCCCUUAAAGCUGCCUUCUUGUGGCCUUUGCCUUGCUGCCUGCUGACCUCAGACAGUCUGGUUUUUAGUUUCUGUGUCUGUCGAUCUGCUGCAUUCAACUAUUCACACACCCCUGUCCCCCUUGUUCUUGUUGCUUAUUUUCAAACAGUAUAGCUGUGUGGCUCGGGCUGGCCUAGAACUUGCUGUGCGACUUCACCCUCUCCAGGGCUGGAAUUACAGCAUGUGCUGCCAUGUCCAAUGAGAAACUUCUUUUACUGGUAUCCCCAGUGAGCUGCCAGAGUCCAAACCCGCUUUUCUUCUCUAAUCUAGUCAUUCAUUUCUUUUAUUACUUCACCCUGUUUUAAAAAUCAGCUUCCUUAAAAUUUUAUUUGUAAAUUUAUUUUUGAUUAAAGUGCUAUUAAUAAUUUUGGUUAAAUUGACACAUUUUUACUUAAAAAUAAAUCCCUUUAUACAUGAAGGAUGAAGUUCCUUUAAACUCUUCGUAUCUGAGGAUGUUUUUAUUCCAGCUCUUACAGGCAGGCUCUGAACCAGAACUCCACCCUUCUAUUGGAGGGUGACUUUUCCUUUGAAGAUAAUCAGAAAGACCCCAAAGGGAGGAAUACUCUCUUUUUAUCAUCACCCUCCUCAGUGACGAUCUCUGGUACCUGUCAGAGCUUUGGGGCCUCUGGGGCUUCUUGUUUUUAGAACUGUAUCUACGUCUGUCCAGCUUUUCCCUUCCCUCUUGGCCCCAGAUUUGCAUGUUAUGCGGUGCAUCAGUAUUGUGACUUGGCCCCAGAUUUGCAUGUUAUGCGGUGCACCAGUAUUGUGACUUGGCCCCAGAUUUGCAUGUUAUGCGGUGCACCAGUAUUGUGACUUGGACCCAGCUUUGCACAUUAUGCGGUGCAUCAGUAUUGUGACUUGGAUCCAGCUUUGCACGUUAUGCGGUGCACCAGUAUUGUGACUUGGACCCAGACUUGCAUGUUAUGCGGUGCAUCAGUAUUGUGAUUUGCCGUAAACUCAGCAACCCCCACUUGAGCUUCCUGUCUGCCACCUUUCUGAGAGUCAUUGUGAUUGAAUCCACUUGUGACUCAGUCUCCCAGACUGCCCCUUUUAUUUCAGACUCCUGUGUAAACAUCAUUUCCUUUCAGCAGAUAUUGACCCAUACAAUUGUUCCCCUCUUCUUCCACAUGGAUCCCUGAGUCUUGAGGGUAGAGAUUUGGUGACUGCAUUUGACAUGAAUGUAUGUUUGAGGAUUUUUCACUUAAUCUUCGAGUUUCUGAUAUGCUCCAUUUACCAGAUGCAGUUGAGCUUAGAAGUUCCUGGUGUGAUUCCUAUAGUUCUCACAUUCCUGAUGAGUGCAUUGCACAGUUGGCCAGGCUGCUCUGACACCAAGCUUCUGUGCCACAGCCCAGUGAAGGCGCUAACUGGCCAGACAGCAACUGGGUCAUUUUAUCUGUUUUAGGACAUUUUGUGACUGUCACUUAGGAUUGGGCCACUGUCUUUUCAGGUGGCUGCCAUGUGGCCGUUGUUGCUGUUUCUGUAUUUAUUUUGUUAGCUUUUCUUGUUUAUCACCAUUUGUUCUCUCUCUCUCUCUCUUUUUUUUAAGAUUUUAUUUAUUUUAUAUAUGACAGUACACUGUUGCUGUCUUCAGACACACCAGAAGAAGUCAUCAGAUCCCAUUACAGAUGGUUGUGAGUCACCAUGUGGUUGCUGGGAUUUGAACUCAGGACCCCUGGAAGAGCGGUCAGUGCUCUUAACCGCUGAGCCAUCUCUCCAGCCCCACCAUUUGUUCUCUUUAAAGAAUUUGUAGAGGAUGCCCCAUGAGGAAAUCCCCAACUCCACUCAACCUCAGGGCCAAGACUGGUUACCAGGUCAGCAUGUCAGUGCUGACAGAGACAUACCAGCUGGGCAGGAGACUGCUGGGGACUCAGAGGCGGGGAAGUGCCUCUCCUCUCCUUCCUGUGACCAUGGGCCGUCCACAUCUGCUGAAGCUUGUGUACUGGCAGCCACAAGGUGGGGGCCCGCCCUGCUGCACAUCGACCGGCAUCAGAUUCCUGCGGUGGAGCCCAGUGCUCAGGCCCUGGAGCUGCAGGGCCUGGGUGUGGACGUCUACGACCAGGCCGUCCUGGAGGAAGGUGUGCUUCAGCAGGUGGACAGUGCAAUGCAUGAGGCCAGCCGUGUGGCCCAGCGUGCUGAUGCGGAGAAAGAGUAUCAGUCAGUCCUGGACGACCUCAUGUCAUGUACAACAUCCCUGAGGCAAAUCAAUAAAAUUAUAGAGCAACUUAGCCCUCAAGCUGCCAGCAACAGAGACAUCAACAGGAAACUAGAUUCUGUGAAACGACAGAAGUACAACAAGGAACAACAGCUAAAGAAGAUAACUGCAAAACAGAAACGUCUCCAGGCCAUUCUCGGAGGAGCGGAGGUCCAUGUGGAACUGGAUCAUGGCAGCUUAGAGGAGGAAGAUGCAGAGCCAGGCCCAUCAUGUCUCGGCAGUAUGCUCAUGCCUGCCCAGGAGAGCGCCUGGGAAGAACUUAUCCGCACUGGCCAGAUGACACCGUUCGGUACCCCAGCCCCUCAGAAACAGGAGAAAAAGCCUAGAAAAAUAAUGCUCAAUGAAGCAUCAGGCUUUGAAAAAUAUUUGGCAGACCAAGCACAACUUUCUUUUAAAAGGAAAAAACAAGCUGCUAAUAAAAGAACAGCUAAAAAAGCUGUGGUUGUAUCUGAGUCAAGCCGAGGACCAAAUGAAACUAAGCCAAACCAGAGAAGCCAAGCGCUCUCUCAGACAGACAAGCGCCUGAAGAAGCACAUCAGGAAGCUCCAGAGGAGGGCGCUGCAGUUCCAGGGCAAAGUGGGAUUGCAAAGGGGGAAGAGACCUCUGGAGCCUGAGGAGAGGCCAGGGGCAGAGGGAGACACUGAGGGUGAGGAGUCUGGGUCCUCUCCCACUGAUGGGGAGGAAGAGGAAGAACAAGAGGAGGAAGGGGUAGCCGUUCUGUCUUCCGAUGACAUUAGCUAUGAACUGAAGCCUCUUCGGAAAGGACAAAAAUACGAGAAGAAAGUCCCAGUGCAGGAGAUCGACGAUGACUUCUUUCCAAGUUCUGAGGAGGAAGAUGAAGCUGUGGAAGGAAGAGGAGGAGGCCGCAAGGUCUCCAGGCGCCCAGACGAUGGAGAUGAGGAUUAUUAUAAACAACGAUUAAGGAGGUGGAAUAGGCUGAGGCUGCAGGACAAAGAGAAGCUGAAGCUUGAAGACGAUUCUGAGGAGAGCGAUGCUGAGUUUGACGAAGGUUUCAAAGUGCCGGGUUUUCUGUUCAAAAAGCUCUUUAAGUAUCAGCAGACAGGUGUUAGGUGGCUGUGGGAAUUGCACUGCCAGCAGGCAGGAGGAAUUCUGGGAGACGAAAUGGGAUUGGGCAAGACCAUCCAGAUAAUUGCCUUCUUGGCAGGUCUGAGCUACAGCAAGAUCAGGACUCGCGGUUCAAAUUACAGGUUCGAGGGACUCGGCCCCACUCUCAUUGUCUGCCCAACGACAGUGAUGCAUCAGUGGGUGAAAGAAUUCCACACGUGGUGGCCUCCAUUCAGAGUGGCGAUUCUGCACGAAACAGGCUCCUGUGCCCACAGAAAGGAGAGGCUGGUUCGAGAUAUUGUUCAUUGUCAUGGAGUUUUGAUAACUUCGUAUUCCUACAUUCGACUGAUGCAAGACGACAUUAGCAGGCAUGACUGGCACUACGUCAUCUUAGACGAAGGACAUAAAAUUCGAAAUCCAAAUGCUGCAGUCACCCUUGCUUGCAAACAGUUCCGGACACCCCAUCGGAUCAUCUUGUCGGGCUCACCGAUGCAGAAUAACCUGCGAGAGCUGUGGUCACUCUUCGACUUUACCUUCCCAGGAAAGCUAGGCACGUUGCCUGUGUUCAUGGAGCAGUUCUCUGUCCCCAUCACCAUGGGGGGGUACUCCAAUGCUUCCCCAGUACAGGUUAAAACUGCCUAUAAGUGUGCGUGUGUCUUGAGAGACACGAUAAACCCGUACCUACUGCGAAGAAUGAAAUCAGAUGUCAAGAUGAGCCUUUCGCUGCCAGAUAAAAAUGAACAGGUCUUAUUUUGCCGUCUAACUGAUGAGCAGCAUAAAGUCUACCAGAAUUUCAUCGAUUCCAAAGCAGUUUACAGGAUUCUCAAUGGAGAGAAUCAGAUUUUCUCUGGACUUGUAGCUCUGAGGAAGAUCUGCAACCACCCUGACCUCUUUUCUGGCGGUCCCAAGAACACCAGUGCUCUUCCAGAGGAUGGACUGGAGGAGGAGCAGUUCGGAUACUGGAAACGCUCUGGGAAAAUGAUUGUUGUUGAGUCUUUGCUGAAAAUCUGGCACAAGCAGGGUCAGCGGGUGCUGCUGUUUUCCCAGUCAAGGCAGAUGCUGCACAUACUGGAAGUGUUCCUGAGAGCCCACAAGUAUUCCUAUCUCAAGAUGGAUGGGACCACUACCAUAGCAUCCAGGCAGCCGCUGAUUACAAAAUACAAUGAGGACACGUCCAUCUUUGUCUUUCUUCUGACCACACGGGUGGGCGGCUUAGGAGUGAACCUGACCGGGGCCAACAGAGUCAUCAUCUACGACCCUGACUGGAAUCCAAGCACCGACACACAGGCACGGGAGCGAGCAUGGAGGAUCGGCCAGAAGAAGCAGGUGACUGUCUACAGGCUUCUGACGGCCGGCACCAUAGAGGAAAAGAUCUAUCACCGACAAAUCUUCAAGCAAUUUUUGACAAACAGAGUGCUAAAAGACCCUAAACAAAGGCGCUUUUUCAAGUCCAAUGAUCUCUAUGAGCUGUUUACUCUGACUAGUCCUGAUGCCUCCCAGGGCACUGAAACAAGUGCUAUUUUUGCAGGAACCGGAUCUAAUAUUCAGACACUGAAAUGCCAUUUUAAAAAGAGGACUCCGCCAGUCCUACAAAUGGAUCCCAAACGCAAGAAGCCCCUGGUUUCUGACACAUCUGUAAAUGGUGCCACUGUGAUGGAAGAAAAAUCUCAGGGGUCAGGAGCUACGGGCAGUGUCCCUUCUACAGAAAGUGGCCCUUUGAAAAGUGACCGUCACACAGAUGGGAGCAGAGCCAGCAGUGUUGGUUUUGGAGAAGAGGCAGAUGCAGGGUCCACGCUGGAGCAUCUCUCAGGGCUGAGUGGAGAUUCUCCAGCAGUUGACCACACAUCCAGGCUGUCAGCUGUGGCGAGCACCAGUGAGAAGCAGGGCUCUUCCUAUGAAGGGGAGUGCUGCCAGGCUCAGACGGGACCUGUUCACCUGAGUGAACAAACGGAAGGUCAUUUCUCUAAGCACAAAUCAAAAAGGAAACAUGAUGCAGCGGAGGAAGAGACCACAGAGAAGUGUCCACAGCCCAAGCAAAAGGCCAAGAACUCCAGGCAUCACAGAGAUGCUAAGUUUGAGGGAACUCGAGUCCCACACCUGGUGAAGAAGAGGCGGUACCAUCAGCAAACCACUGAGCAGGAGAGCGGAGCCAAGGACCGGAGCAGUGAUGAUUAUGUUUUGGAAAAGCUUUUCAAAAAAUCAGUGGGCGUGCACAGCGUCGUGAAGCAUGAUGCCAUCAUAGAUGGGUCCAGUCCGGAUUAUGUGCUGGUGGAGGCAGAAGCCAACAGAGUGGCUCAGGAUGCCUUGAAAGCUCUGAGGCUCUCUCGUCAGCAGUGCCUGGGGGCAACAUCUGGUGUUCCCACCUGGACUGGCCACAGGGGUAUUUCCGGUGCACCAGCAGGAGUAAAGAAAAGGUUCGGUCAGAAAAGGAACUCCAGCCUCCCUGUGCAGCGUCCUUCGUCGCUAACAGAGAGAACUCAGAACAUGAAGAAGGAGGGGGAAGCUCACACCGCUGAGCACUUCAGUGGCAAAGAAGAUGGAGCAUCGUCGUCUGGAGCCCCCAGUUCCUCCUCGCUCUUGGCCAGAAUGCGAGCACGAAACCACAUGAUUUUGCCGGAGCGUUUGGAGAGUGACGGCGAGCAGCUUGCUGGGGCUGCGGCUGCGGCUGCGCCUCCCUGCAGCACAGAGCACGACGCCCUUCUGGUGGACAUGAGGAACUUCAUUGCUUUCCAGGCUCAGGUGGAUGGCCAGGCCAGCACUCAGGAAAUCCUACAGGCGUUCGAAUCCAAGCUGUCUGUGGCACAGUCCUGUGUCUUCCGAGAACUACUGAGGAAUCUGUGCAAUUUCCAUAGAACUCCUGGUGGUGAAGGGAUUUGGAAACUGAAGCCAGAGUACUGCUAACAGUGCUGCUUCCUGAACUUUUUCAAAUAGGAAUCUUGGCUCGUGUGUGUGUGUGUGUGUGUGUGUGUGUGUGUGUGUGUGUGUGUGUGUGUGUAAGUGUAUAAGAGUAUAGCUGCACUUGGUGUUUACUGUGUCAUCUACCUCAAGACUAAAACUUGAAGAAGAAAAUAAUUGGAGGGUUUUUGUUUGGUUUGGUUUUCUUUUGGUGGCACUAUGAAUUGUUAUAAAACCAGGGACCUAGCAGUUGUUUAAUGGAGCAAAUACAUUACUUAACCCAAGAGAUGCUGUCAGGGAGCACAUUCUGUCUAAGAGUAGAUCUUGAUUCUUCUUAUUGGUGCUGGGAACGUGUCUUCUCUUUAUCCACGCCAUCCCAUAGGGGACUUCACGGUAUCUGAUAACCUUAGUACCUUGAUACAGUAAGUAUUUAUGACCCACUGGCCACAUACAGAAAGAUCCUUGCUAUCUGUCAAAUCAUUCCCUACGAUUAAUUCUUCACAGUACUUUUAAAGUAGCAGGUUUGGGUUUUACUGUUGGUCUGUUUUAAAUGUUGCUAACGACAGUCUGGUGCCUUGCACGUGCUAAGCGAGCUAAGCGAGCAUGUGCUUCACCACCAGGUUCCAUCCAGUUCAUACAUACGCAUCAACGAAGGACGUCUGGCUUUUCUUCUCUGUCAUCAUUGUGUAAGGAAGGGGGAGGGGUUUGUUUAAAUAGGUCAGUAACGUCUGGACUUCAGCACUUGGCUCAGAAGGCAGUCACACAUUUUUUCUUCUAGUUGUCAGCCUACAGGGGAAUGGCGUUGUUCUUGUCCCAGGCUGACUCCUGAUCUGACUCACUGGUGUGAGCUUUUGUGCUGUGUCUGUAAUGCCUGAGAUCUACGUCAGACUGAGCUGGAGAAGGUAUAAACACCUCUUAGAUGGCAAGUGACCUCCCAUGAGUAAGGGAGGAGUCCAUGGUCCAGCUCUGCCACUGACCUGCCCAGCCUGGGGAGGUUGACUCUGUAAACACGGUUUUCCAGCCAAGCUGGGAAACUCAGAGACCAGUGCUCUAGGUUAAAGUACUUUUUAACAAUGAACAAUACCUUUAUACAUUAAGCUGCAAUCUGAUUUUUUGAACAUGAAAUACUUUGUGUGGUGUAAAUAGAAUUAAUGUGUUAAACAUGUUAAAUAAUUGUAAAUAAAAGACUUUAAAAUUCCA